Klebsormidium nitens is the source of this 6539-nucleotide messenger RNA. The record is from the annotation of a GenBank genome assembly. Lineage: Eukaryota; Viridiplantae; Streptophyta; Klebsormidiophyceae; Klebsormidiales; Klebsormidiaceae.
AUGGCUGACCUGGCAGCUGCAUAUGGUGUUUUCAUCAGCUAUUGCGGCGAUGUUAGAAGGGACUUUGCUGUCAUGCUGAGAGCGGAGCUGGAGAGGGUUGGAGUCCAUUGUUUUCUGGAUGUUUCCAGCCUGAUGCCUGGGGACAAUGUUGACGAGCGGUUGCUGUUUGCAAUGCAGACGGCUUCAAUUGGCAUUGUCAUUCUCUCGCCUCGUUUCUUUGAGGGGGAGUGGUGCAUGAUGGAAUUGCACACAUUUAUGACCAGGGGAAACGCAGUCCCAGUUUUCUUCGCGUCACUUGAGGACUUGAAGGAAGCCCGAAAUAAAGCAGUGGCGGAUCGCAUAUGGGAAAGGUUUGGACGGAGAUUUGGAGAGAUCACAGAAGAGCAGUACUUAGGGGCUGUUGAUGGGGUGCUGAGAACCACUGGACUCAGGCUGGAAGCGCUUGAUGGUUGGUGGGAUGAGUGCGUUGAAAAAAUUGUCCCUGUGGUGUUGAGAAAGCUUGACAGCAGUGCACGGUUAUCAAACCACGAGCAGCUCAUAGGCUGUCACGAGCAUCUGAGCAAUCUCAAGAGGCUGCUGGGAGUACCAAGUGCCGGGGUGUCCAAAGGAGCGGAGGCAACGUCCAAGGAAACCCUCCUGGUUGAGAUCACGGGCAUGGGUGGAGUUGGCAAAACGGCCUUGGCAAAAAAGUUGUACGACGAGGGGGAUGUCAGAAAGUGGUUCGGCGGGAAUGUGUGCUUCGUGUUCGUCGGUGGAAAGAGCACAUGCAGCCGCCAGGAGCAGAUUCUUCGGGAGCUCUGCGACGUAGAUGUCAGUAUCGAGAACCCUAUGGCUGGUAGAGCGGCGAUCAAGGAGAAGCUCCAUCGCAGAAAAGUGUUUCUUUGCUUGGACGAUGUGACAAACGCAACAGAGGUGGUUCGGGUGGAGGAUCUAGGGCCGGGCAGCCGGGUUGUGACCACGAGUCGGAGCAAGGAAGCCAUAUCCAGCCUCGAGUACAAAGUAGAGCUGCUGGACUCCGACGCUUCCUGGAAGCUGUUUUGCUGGCAUGCUUUUGGUGGCAAGAAUCCUCCUGAGGACUUGGCUCUCCUGUGUUCAGAAGUCAUGAAUUUAUGUAAAGGCUUGCCCUUGGCCAUCAAGGUUUUAGCCCGGCAACUGAUGGCAGCAGAAGAUCAUCACAAGCGUCGCCUUUUAGAGGAAAUUUUGAGACCUCGGGUUGAGGAGACCCGUCAAGAAGCAUCAGACCUUCUUUGGGGUGGCUACAAAGCUCUGGAGCCGGCCGCGCUGCAAGACAGUCUUGUGCUCCUUGCUGGCAUGUGGCCUAACUCCCGGGAGUUCAGGGAGUGCGAAAGUGUUGUGAGGAGUCUUGCGGCUGCUGUCUAUGGGGAGGAGCCAGACGCGCGUUUGCGGCUGGAGGCGGCUAGGAGGGCCCUCAAAAGCCUUGUUGAUAGAGGACUGAUCCAGCUGGGUGGACAGAAAGACUCGCCUUGGGUCACUGUUCACGAUCUUGUACAGGAGGUUGCCCUGCGUGCCAUAAAGGAAAGCAUGCGGUUUUGCCGCAUAGAGAAGGUGGCCAGUGCUCUUCCCCCUCAGCAACUGGGCGAAUUGGGAGCGGAGCACGUAGUGCUAGAGCUGGGUCCUUCUGAACGACUCUCAGAGAGCUUCUUUGCUACAGUUUCUAGCACCAAGUCUUAUGUCCUGUUUGGCGGCCCAGGGGGCCACGUUCAAUUGCCGAAGUUGCUCAAGCCUGGCCUGAUCGGCUGUAGGCUCUUGAGCAUUGGGGGUCUCCAAGGUAGUGCCUUUGGGGUCCUGGACCUGCUUACGCCGAUUGUUGGCCACGAGCUGGGCGAACAGUUUGCGCCUGGUGGAGCGGACCGGGGAUGGAAAGCUGGCCGGACGGACGACCUCAUCAAGGCCCUCGAGAGCAAGGGCAUCCUCUUCCACGACCUCCUCGACCUGCUGCCGGCAAUUCGGAAGCUGUCGGAAGAGGGCUUCCGAGCCCCCGCAGACGAGCUAAAACAGUACGUCCUAUACCUGCUCCGGAGUUUCGGACUUGCGUACCCAAGCCGGGACGACAGCUUCGACUACGUGCCCAUGCGGUGCCAGGACCAGACGCCGGCCGACCUCUUCGGGGUGGGCUUCCCGCGGGCUCCGAUGGCUGCAGAACCCCCGUCCGCCCAGCUCUUCGGAAAGCGGGUGCACUUCGAGUUUGGGGUUCCGGAAGGGUUUGCCGAGAACGUAGUUGUUAGUCUUCAAACCCAGCUGGUUCACCACUUCGGCGGGGAGGGCCUGCCCUGCAUCGUGCAGCAGUGGGAGCACGGCACGCUGUUCCAGGCCUGCGUCCGGCCAGGGGGGGCGGCCGACAACCACAACGGAGCCCGGAUCCGGAUCCUGCUGCGCGUUCCUCAGGAGGGGGGUGCGCGGGACGUGUUCGAGCUCUUGUGGAUGCUGUCGGAACCGGGCGAAGCUGGCAGCCCAACCUUCGUCGCAAGCGAGGAGCUGGCAGCCCACGUCAACCGCUGGCUAAGCCACUUCUUGGAAGAGAAGGUCGUUGGCCUGGUGUCAGAGGUCUUCUGCCCGUACCUCGUGCCGCUGUACGAGGAGCUCGUUGGCUGCAAAGGGCAGGUUUUGGACUCCGAACCGGCGACGAACGGGGAGUUGGGCGGUCACAGCGCUGCCGGGAGCUUGGAGGAGAUGUCGUUGGAAGGGAUGUACACGUGGCAAAGAGACCAGAGGCUGAGUGCUAGAGCCCGGCAGCUGUCGACGGGGAAAGGUGGACCUGCCUCGCUUUCGGACCGAGAGCCGACUGUGAAGGACGAUUCGCUCGGCUUCGAGGAGUCCCGGAGUUCUCAGAUUGCUCAGGAAUGGGAGCUGGUGCCAGACGAUUUGUUGACCAUGAAGCAGGGGCAACUAAAUGUCUCCUUCACACGGUUGGGAGCCCGGCAGGCCGUCUACUUCAGCCACUUCUUCAGCAACCGGCUGGUCGAGCUGAACGUGUCGAACGCAUCUUUGGGCGGUAUGCACGUCGACCUCACGCCGAACCGCCAGUUGAAGAUCCUCAACGCCGGCUUCAACAACAUCUGCGUCAUCCAGAAAGGCAAUUGGACUCUUCCGGAGUCUCUUGAGAGCCUCUUCCUCUACCGGAACGGGCUCAGCAGUGUUCCCGCGCACGUCUCCAGCCUACCCUCCAUUGCUAAUUUCAACGGUGAUGGUAACGAGCUCGUCAGCUUCCCGGACCUCAACGAAAGCGUCAGGACCCUCUCUCUCAGCCACAAUCGGUUCUCUUCCCUCCCCCAAAAACGUCUUCGACACUUCGGAAAGCUGAGCGUGCUCGACUUGAAGGGAAACUCCCUAAGCAAGCUGCCCUCGGAGAUCGGCCUCCUUGUUGCUCUUGAGCAGCUCCUCCUUAGCCAAAACCACCUCGAAGAGCUCCCUUCUGAGAUCGGAGACCUGCCAUGGCUUCGGGUUCUCGACGUCGCCUACAACCGCCUUCAAACCCUACCGGAGACGGUUGGGCGGUUGACUCAGCUUGAAGAGCUCUUCGUCGGGUAUCAGGGUGUCAGCUUGCGGGCAAAGGGACAGAAUGGACAUCCGGGGGAGAAAGCGGGUGUGUCGUGGGGCCUCGUGGGCGGCACCGUGGCCUUCGCCCUGCCAGAAACGCUUGUCGGAGACGGCCUCAAAAGCCUCCGGGUUCUCGCCAGUCAACGCAACAAGAUGGGCCCGUCCCUGCCCGUCUGGGUCUGCAAGCUGCGGACUCUCGUCGAGCUAGACGUCGAGGACAACAACCUGGAGUUUUUGCCCGACAACGACAGCUUCUUGAGCGGCCUUGUCGCUUCGGGGUCCUGGUCGUGGCGAUCGGCAUAUAUGGUUGGUGGGGGGCAGAAAUCUAGGCUGGCCCUGCCGGCGCUCGAGAUCUUGUGUCUGAGUCGCAACCGCCUCAGGAGUUUUCCGGGGUGGAUCGGGGAGAGCAGGCAAUGCAGGGUCAUUGAAGCGAACGGAAACAUGUUGGAGCGGAUUCCGGUUGAGUUCCACCGCCUCCAUAGGCUGGAAGUUCUGGAACUGGGGGGCAACCAGGAACUGGGGUUCGUCAAGGCCGUACAGGAGGGCCCUCACGCGGUUAGACGUGCCUGCCACCUCAGGCUUGUUCGGGCUAGGGCGUUCUCACUUUCCGCCUCCUUCCUCAUGGCGCUCCUUGCGUUGGUAUUCGCCAGCUCUCUCCCUCGCGCGCUCGGUCAAGGCGAGGCCUCCUGCGCAGCGCCGCGCGCCAGGGGCCACAGCGCGCAUCCCGUCCCGCUUGACCUCCUGUCAGUGGGCCUGCUCUUCGUCCUCGUCUUGCUGGUGCGACUAUGGGAAGCAGUUGGCUGGGUAGCCCUUGGAGUCGCGCCCACCAGCUCCGGUGCCGCUCGCAACGCCGCCUCCAACCAUCCCCCGGAACUGAGAGACGAGGAGGAGGAGUGGCUGUUUCAAACACAAUCGGGGUCUGCCUUUCCGGCCAACGACCCGGAGCUCCAGUCGCCACCGUCAGAGGGCCGGGCCGUUUCGUUGGCGCCAAUUCAGUCCCUGAGCGUCAAGCUUUCAAUCAGCGCAUCGGAACUGGCCCUAGAGGAAAACGGCGCGGCGGAGCUGGCGGCCUUCGAGUUUGACGGUGAGGACGAGCGUUCAGCUGCCAAGAACGACGUCGGGAGCAACGGUGGCGGCAUGCACAAGCAGGGGAAGGAUGCGGACCCCUUAACCAGGACUUCUGCUGGUGGUGGAGACGGAACGCCUUUUGCGUUGGACGAGGGAGCGCGCGGCGAGGAGACGGACCUCCUGCUCGCGGUCGAGAGAGCUCAGGCUGCUCGACGACUUUCCGCACCUGCCCAAAGAGGCGGAGAUGCGGUCAACAUGCAGUCCCCCAGCGAGCCUCAGGAUCCGGAUAUGGGCCACCCUAACGGAUGUGCUCAAGCUUUUGCAAUCCGGCAAGAAGAAGAUGGCUUAAGGUUCGCGGCGCCCAAGAGACUCGCCAUCUUGGAGGGCGGAGGAUGCUGCACCCUGACCGCGUCCGGCCGGGAGGUAUCUAAACGGCUUGCGCGUUCCGGCGAGGCACCAGCUCAGAGCGGUGCUACAAAACCAGAGAAUCGUGCCCAGUCUGACGAUGCCUCAGGGUGCACUAACCGCCGGGCCAGCUUGCAGCAGCUUCACGAUGGAGUCCGCCGGGCUCCGCAGCGCCCGCCCUGCGGCUUGCCUCCCCCCAGUCCUGCCCCGUCCCCUAACCCCGCCGCGAGCCCUUCCCAAGACCCCGGAAAGACGGUAGGGCCACGAUACGUGCGCACUUUCGAGUGGCCGGUUACGCCUGACCAGAAGCCGGUGUGCCCGAAGCUGCACAAGGACGUCGCGAAACAAGGCAGAGUUGUGGAUCGGGUCCUGCAGAAGCCCACUAGGGGGGGCGCUGUCACGGUGUAUUCCACCUGCACCAUCAACCAUCCUGCGGACUUCAAAGAGAUGGGCCAGCCGUUGAAGGUCGUCACAGUGACGUUGAAGGUGUAUUCUCAGCAUCACCGGCUGCCCGAGCUCCUGGGCGAGGACAAAGAGAAAGAUCACGGCUUUUACCAGGAGAAGAUGCGCGUCAACCUGCGGCCGAAAGAUCCUCGGGGGUACAAAAAGCAGCCUGCGGUGCCAAACACCGACGAUUUCCAGCGGCAGGUUGAUCAGACUUGCAAAAAUACACAAGGGAUCGAGGCAAACGGAGUGCUGGAGUUCACGGGGGUGUUUCCUUUCGUGAAAGUCAGCGGCGGCGGUAAACGGACCUCCGCUUCGGAGGCUCUCACUGCGGUCAGGGAGCUGGAGCGACCCAUCGUCGUCCAGGAGGAAGGCGCCGUGAGCAACAAGCAGGAGUUCACUUGGUCAAUCUGCUUGGGCCGAGAGCACGAGCGGUCGGCCCUUCUUGCGAACGGGGAGGUCAAACGAAGGAUAGUCCCGCCUGAGCAGGGCCCUAUCGUGGAGGACUAUUGCACCAACUUAACCGCUGUCUGGCUGGUGAAGGCUUCCGAAGUGGAAAUGCAGCUGGAAGUGGAAGUCGAGAGGACGUUGAAGUACGUGAGAAUCAUGAAGGAUCGGCCGGCGUUUCUCAAGUACUUGGUGAAGGAGAAGAACGUGGGGCUCGAUGUUGUUCAGAAUGGGAUUGCAAUGAUCCGGUGGGGAUUCAAGGCGGGAAGCGGAGACAUGCAAGUAAACAUAUAGGUCGAUAGGUUCCGUAUGAGCACUUUGUGUUAUGUCGGUCGUCCCUUGCGAAGUAUAGUCACGAAUAAGCCGGGUUGGAUGAUCUCGUAGAUUCUCACGCAGUAGCCGCAUUCAUCCGCAAAGCAAGAGUUGUGUUUAUUGUCCCUGGAUGGGAGGCGUAUUUCUAGAUACUUAACGACCUUUUUGUCAUCUUGCAUCCAGGGUGCUGCUAAAGGCUUGAUUUAUUCGGAAACUCGACUUGAUUUAACUUAGUUGCUGACAAGAUUGACAUGCUUAGAAAGAAGCCAAGUUGGUAGCAAAAGUUGACAUCAUCCAACCAUUGC